This is a messenger RNA of Pelobates cultripes (western spadefoot toad), 900 nucleotides long. Lineage: Eukaryota; Metazoa; Chordata; Amphibia; Anura; Pelobatidae. The record is from the annotation of a GenBank genome assembly.
AUGAUAUUCGACCUAAAUGCAGACAGACAGCGAUGGUCCUUAGUGCUAAGGGGACACUGGACCCAGGGCGAGGCUAGCUCCUCGAGUUUUAGUCCCCAGGGGGAGAAACUUUGGACGUCCCAGUUGGGGCCUUGCCCCGCUAUCCUGCCUAACAGUACCCAACCAAAGGCCCAGACCCACGUGGACCUGGCCCUGUUCUGCCCCUUUGGACCGGUGGGGCUGAUCCUGGUCCUCACCCUGUGGCCCCGACCGCUGCAACGCAACCAAGACCCAACAACACUACCCCCUCGAAUUGCCGCCCAGGGGCUGCAUCUAAUAUUGCGGACACCAUGUGCACCAAAGUCAGACGGAAAGACUGCUCUCCCCCCGCUCUCACAGCUAUCUGCGCGGCUUCCAGACACAAGCUCGAUUUGUUUGCCGUCCUCCUGCUCAGCAUCACAGCCAAACAGAAGAUCUCUGAUCCGUUCCCUCAGCAACCCAUGCCAACGGUGAGCAGAGAGGGAAAUCCAGCCAAAUUGACAACAGCUGCUGCACCGAAGGGACAGAAUGCCACACAUCGACCAUUCCCGCCAGUGACAACCGAUCAGGCAGCCAAGCAAGGUACUCCAGCAACUGGGCCGACCUUACACUCACCUUACACCCAUCUUGAAUUGCGGCGGCCCCCAUAGAAUUAAGCGCAGAAUCCAGCUGCAAGCUUUACUGGACUCCGUCCAGCUACCUGCCUUGGCUGACACUAGCCUCCUAACGCUCAGAUUUGACAGCACCAACCUGGCACGGCUGCGACCCAGGGGAAUCCAGCGAGAAGUCAAGCGACAAGCCUUGAUGGAGUUUGCCCAGAUCACUACCUUGGCGGACACUCGCUCCCUGUUGCACAGAUACGGCAGAUCAGACAUUGGCUAA